Molecule: messenger RNA, 2032 nt
Organism: Desarmillaria tabescens
Lineage: Eukaryota; Fungi; Basidiomycota; Agaricomycetes; Agaricales; Physalacriaceae
Exons: 3
Coding region: 45-1967 (640 amino acids)
Biological process (GO): attachment of spindle microtubules to kinetochore
Cellular component (GO): mitotic spindle pole body; DASH complex; mitotic spindle
Source: RefSeq, a predicted model, not a curated record
CGCGUGAGCGCGUCGAUAUUCACCGCCACUCCGACAUUUACCCCAUGUCAGAGCACCAACGCCGACCGAUACCGCCUCACCCACCAAGAUGGCAGCCGAAUCCGGAUCCCGCGUCCAUCGAAGUUCCCGGGCUGGAUACAACAGCCUCAGUGAACGACCAGAUUGACCAGAUAGAGCAACUCAUCACUAUCAAACUGCAGACGAUUGACGAAAACUUCUCCAAGAUCCACAAUGUGCUUGCGAAUAAGAUUUUGCCUGCUGUGAAGCGUUACGCGGUGGCGACGGAACCGGUGAGGGAGGCGGCGCAGUUCUGGACGUCUUUCUAUGAGCAAGCAGCGCAGAUUCGCAUACCCACUGCCGACGACUAUUCAACCGUCAACGAACAGACCUCUGAGCACGAAUCUGGUUCUCAAACAGACUCUCAUGCGACAGCGGACUCUCAGGCAGAGGCCAGCAAUGCUACAGCACGUCCUUUCGAGACUAGCAUCGCAUCAACUGAAAGCUCAUUCCAUCCCGGCCAAGCAGCGUUCUCAUCGACGCCUGCCAGACCAUCGACGACAUUCAAUACCCUUUCCAGCCAGGAAUCAGAAGCAUCUUGGUCUGCUUCAGUUGAAUCUCCUCUGGUUCGUCUGGACAGAGAAUUUCAAAAGUUCUCGAGAGACGAACCAUCUGUCCUCCCACCAGAGCGGUCGCGCGACCGACCACCACCUUCGAACAAAGGAAAGUCCAGGGAAGAACCCCAGCCACUUCUCCGAAAUGUUCUUCGACAGAAUAUGUAUUCUAUCAGUGAAGAUUCUACCAUUACCCGUUCACCAGCACUUUCACCGAUAAAAUCCAGAAGGAAGAUAAAAACUCCCAUUCCUAAAACCCUCAAUCCAUACCUUCCUUCCAACACUGAGCCCUCACAGUGGAAUGGCGUUGUCGAUCUGCGGGAUCCUUCUACAACAACGCCCCAGCGUGGAAAGCGAUUCGGAUACACUCAGAGGCGCGCCGGGCCUAGUACUCCCGCUGACGAUUCUGACGAUGAUUCCUUUGACGGCCUCCCACCAGGCAUGUCACCACCGGUCCUUAUGUCCCCUGCCCGUCUACCCAAAUCAACCCGAAAGACGAUACUUACUCGAGCACCAACCGGAGAAGCUGCCGCCAGGAUUACAAAAGACUUAGUCCAGGACAUCCAGUCACAUCGUCGCGGAGACAGUCGGCAUAUGUUCCACGGGUACAGCACAGAGUCAAGCACCGUCCCCACUCCUCCGUCACUGUCACGGUACAAAGGAGGGACAGAUACCAGCAGUAGCAUCGUCGGAGAAUCCAGUCUGGAGAGCAUGAUGCACAGGGCAGAUCUAGGGAUGGCCAACAUCGCUACCACGCCAGGUUUGCGACUGCGACCGAAAACUCGUACGCCUGCGAUCCCUAAACCCUCUCCACCGCCGCUGUCUCCCCAGCAUGCUGACGACCGUGGUUUCACUACCGACACUUACGGCGACGCUGUUGUGGGACAAUUCGUCACGUCUGGAAACGCUGACGAGGGAGACGAUGAUUCCUUCGCUGACUCGUUUGCUGACGACGAAGUGAACAACACCGCUCAUCCAUCUUCCGCGUUCAAACUUCUCAUGCAAGGGAGUGGUGCGAUGGAUGAUUCGUUUGCUUCAACGGAAUCUUCAAUUGAUUCGUUAGACCGUGAGGAUAUCGAAGUUGAAGGCGGUCCCAUCCAUCCGUUUGCCGGUAUCAAUCUGAACCGGGCGUUUGAGGAUUCGUUCGAUGAUUCAUUCAACGAUGACGAUGGAGAGCCAGAAGAGGAGACACUAUUUGGUGUGCCCCCUGCUCAACGGAUGCGGCAGAUAAUAGAUGCGGAUAAUAAUGACUUGGUGUUGCAUGGAAAUCAGUUAUUUGUAGAUGGCGAUACAGGUGGGUUAACGGAACAGCUGGGGCAAGUAGAAGCGAGUCCGACACCGUGGUCGAGGAGGUAGAUGUGUAAGAUUUAGCUUAAGAUAUCAUAGUUUGCUGCUACUGUUUUGACUACGUGGUACAUGCU